AUGUCUAGAAGAGUGGUGGUUACUGGGUUAGGGUGUAUUUCACCACUGGGGAACAGUGUUCGUGAAUCCUGGUUGAACUUAUUAAACUCCAAAUCUGGUUUGGUUAAUUUGAAAUCUCUUCCUGAAUAUGAGUCAGAUUAUAAGCCUUUUAUUAAAAGUGUUCCGGAAAGUUUAUCAGUAGGUAAAGCUUACUUUACAACUACUCAUAAAGACUUAUUUUCUGAUGAAGAUGAGAGAAGAUUAGCUAAAUUCACAAAAUAUGCAAUUGGUGCAACUUACGAGGCUCUCGAAAAUGCUAACCUUUUAAAAAAGAAUACCCUACAGAUUGAUGAAACUUUAGUGGAUUUAAAUCGAUUUGGUUGCAUCGUAGGUUCUGGAAUUGCCUCGAUCGAUGAGAUUUACACUUCUUCAAUUAAAUUCCAUAAUGAACAUAAAAGAGUCAAUCCUUUAUUUAUACCUAAGAUACUUACAAACAUGGCAGCCGGUAAUAUUUCAAUUAAAUUUAAACUAAAAGGACCAUCCCACUCGGUUUCAACCGCUUGUGCAACUGGUAAUAAUGCUAUUGGUGAUGCUUAUAAUUUUAUUAAAUUAGGUAUGCAAGAUAUUUGUGUAGCUGGUGCAGCUGAAGCUUCACUUCAUCCCCUUUCACUUGCAGGAUUUGUAAGAGCCAAAAGCAUAACCAGCAACGGUAUAUCAAGACCAUUCGAUGAAGAAAGAUCUGGAUUUGUGUUAGGUGAAGGUGCUGGUAUUGUAGUUUUAGAAUCGUUAGAGAAUGCUUUAAAGCGUGGUGCCAAUAUUAUAUGUGAAAUUAUUGGAUAUGGUAUUAGUAGUGACGCUAACCAUAUAACUUCACCACUUCCAGAUGGAACAGGUGCUCAAAGAGCAAUAGAAAUGGCCAUUGGUAACUCACGUAGAUCAGAAAUAAAAUACGUAAAUGCUCAUGCAACCUCUACCGUUCUUGGAGACAGAGCAGAGUCAAACGCUAUAAGAAAUGCAAUUUUUAAGGACACAGAUAAUGACAACCAUAUUAAAAAUGAAAUUUACGUGUCUAGUAACAAGGGUUCAAUGGGCCACCUUCUAGGAGCUGCUGGUGCUGUUGAAAGCAUUUUUACAAUUAAAUCAAUUCAAAAAAAUAUAAUUCCUCAUACCUUAAAUUUAAAUAAAUUGGAUCAAGAAAUCCAAGAGUCAUCAGAAGGAAUGACAUUCGUUAAAGAAUCUCCUAAGGAAAUAGAUAAUUUAGAGAUGGCUUUAUGUAACAGUUUCGGAUUUGGUGGUAUUAACACCACUUUAUUAUACAAGAAGUAUAGACCCUGA
Molecule: messenger RNA, 1314 nt
Organism: Vanderwaltozyma polyspora DSM 70294
Lineage: Eukaryota; Fungi; Ascomycota; Saccharomycetes; Saccharomycetales; Saccharomycetaceae
Gene: CEM1
Product: fatty acid synthase CEM1
Exons: 1
Coding region: 1-1314 (437 amino acids)
Biological process (GO): fatty acid biosynthetic process
Molecular function (GO): 3-oxoacyl-[acyl-carrier-protein] synthase activity
Source: RefSeq, a predicted model, not a curated record